CAUAUCAAGACAAUCGACCGGUACAUCUGUUAGGUGGCUCGGUGGAUAGGGAGGUACCUACCUACACGAGGUUAUCCCCCAUGCUCUUACCCCAGCUUUCUAGUUCCCCACGCCUUCCCACCUUCCCACAGUUCAGCAUAUUAUUCUAUUGCUUUAUUAUUACUUGCCCACCAGACGAUAAAUUCGUGAAGGUCGUGUGUCUACAUUCUGUGUUUCAUCCAUUGAGCUUUAAGCAAUUCCAGAUGCUAGUGACAGCCAAGAUUUCAUCUAGUAAUGAUACUGGUCGCACAAGAAUAUCGAAAUUUCCCCUAGAUUUUCAAUGUCAAGUCCUAGGUCUUCUGCAAUUGAGCAGAUCCAUAUUGACGACGAAAGUAUCCAUCCGAACUUUUCUAACUCCCUUGGAAAAAUACGUUUUCGUCAUGGCUCUAGUGCCCGUUACGAUUCCAAUUUCCAAAAUCAAGUAUGGGUGAGAUUACCUGGAAAAAUUGGUUCUGAUGACUUUAUCGAUGAGUCACCUGAACUAGACGAAAUAUAUACAGUGAUAGCAAGACGUGAAAGCACAACUACAUCAGAUUUGACUGCCAAUUGGAGCGAAACUCCCCACCCAAUUAUCUCCACAGGGCUGAUCGAGCGGCGGCCAUCUGCUACCUCUCGUAUUGAAGCUUUUAAAAAGUCCAUUUCGCAGGAUCAAGAAAGAUCCCCAGUGAAGAGGCAAAGGGUAGACGAUGACAAUUCGUCUUCUUCAAGCAAGCGUUCAGCUGUCAGAUCCUACCCAAGAAGACCCGCAAAGAUCGAUGGAUAUCUCACUGGAUCAAAUACGUCUGGGGAAAUGGUGCAUCAGCGGCCCGUUGAUUAUGACUUAUCUACAAUCUUCCCUCGUGAACUGGAUGUCCAAAAUGAAGUCGUAGAUGAUUUAUCUCAGUCGGAAAUACAGCAGGCUUGCCUUUUGAGAUAUUUUGCAGAUGAGCUAGCUGGUUGGUUUGACCUCUGCGACCCAGAGCGCCAUUUUGCUUUAGUAGUUCCACAAAGGGCGAAGCAUUGUCCCGCACUUCUCAAUGCUAUAUACACAGCAUCCGCGAGAUACCUUGGCCGGCUCGAACGGUAUAGGAACAAUGGCAUGGUUGAAUAUAACGGAAAUUCGCUGCCCAACUUACAUAUGGAGACUGCCGCUGAAUAUCACAGCAAGUGUACCGAGCAUCUUGUAUCUGUAUCAGAUAAUCUUGAUGUCUUGUAUGACGAGAACCUACUAGUCGCCUCUGUGAUAUUGAGAUUUUAUGAAGAAAUUGAUGCACCUUUGAGCGGGGGAGAUGGGGCACCCAAAGGAACUCAAGUUUUUCUUACGGCUCAAGCAUCAGGAGGUCUUGAUAGUAGCCUUCGUAGAGCCGCAUUUCGUGUCGCUUACAGACAAGAAGUUCACAUGGCAUUUCUUAGACAAAGACCUUUUCACAUGCCUCUGCAGUAUCACGAAUAUCGAUCCCUUGAAUACGCAGACGAUUUUACUUGGGCUUAUCGAACAAUUGUUCAUUGUGCUGAUGUAUUACAAUACUGUUACGGCCUAGGCAGUAAAUCUAAUAGCGACUACGACAUGUUAGUUCAGUAUCACGAAGGCUGGGAAAGCUUACGUCCACAAUCCUUCGAUGCUUUAUACGAUAGAGCUCCUGCUGUGAAUUCCAGGCGGGCCCUACCUGAGAUAUGGUAUUUAUCUGAUUGCCAUGUCACUGCACAUCAACACAUGGAUAUCUCUCGAAUCCUACUCACAACUUACGAUCCGCGAAUACCUAGGUUGGGACCAGGCCUCAGAGCAGUUAAAAAAGACAUCGAAGCACAGAUAAACACGAUUGUUAAACGUCUUUGUGGUGUAGCAAUAUCAAACCACCGGUCUCCAUCCGCGAUGAACAUAGCGUAUAUGGCUAUCUCUAUGUGCGGCGAACAGUUUACAGAUAUCGAAGACCGAGGGUGUAUUCUAGAGGUAUUAAAAUACACCGAGCAACAACAUGCACUGCCAACAACACAUAUUCGUAAUAGGUUGAUAGAUACUUGGGAAUGCUCAGGAGACAUAUCAGUAAACCAUGGCCGAGAGGCUUUAGAAGGCUACAUGGAUAUUAUUGAUGAAUAAUUGUUAUAACAGCGCAUGAUAGAAUAUAGAUUUGCGUUGGGGUUCCAGAAACCCAAGAUAUUACAGGUCCCGAUGGGCAAAACCAGCGUUAACUUCAAUUAAAGUUAGACUAGUCCUUAUUUCUAAUACAGCUUUUCAAACCAGUUAAAUGUUUUCAACAGUUGAUGUAUUGCCACUGCCUACCUACCUAAUACCUAGAUAGCAAGUGGAAGACCCUCAAUCAUAUUGGUAACAAACAGCUCACGACUUUGAUAUGCAGGUCGAAUGCAGGAUAAAACAUUAGAUAAGUACUUCCAUCAUC
Messenger RNA from Botrytis porri, 2417 nucleotides. RefSeq lists its product as uncharacterized. The transcript is spliced from 9 exons. Gene Ontology annotation, biological process: positive regulation of transcription by RNA polymerase II. The record is from RefSeq and is a predicted model, not a curated record. Gene Ontology annotation, molecular function: transcription cis-regulatory region binding; DNA-binding transcription factor activity. Gene Ontology annotation, cellular component: nucleus. The coding region runs from base 320 to 2116 and encodes 598 amino acids. NCBI's taxonomy places the organism in Eukaryota, Fungi, Ascomycota, Leotiomycetes, Helotiales, Sclerotiniaceae.